AGCAUAAGCAUUCAUAUGUCGCAAUGGUGUUUUAAAAUAGGUAGAAGAAUAAGAAGAUCGUUUCCAGACGUACCAGUUGCAUUUACAGCCAUCCUUGACCACGAUGUUCGCCACUCUGGUAUUGACCAGACUGUUGUAUUUAACAAAGUUCUUCUGAACGAUGGGAACGCCUAUAAUUUUCAUACUGGUGUUUUCAGUGUACCAAGAGAAGGGGUUUACAUGUUUAAUUUAGCUUUUGGUGCUGGAUAUGAAUCCCAUAGGUUGUGGAUGCGUAUUGUUGUUGAUGGACAGGAGAAAGUUUCUGGUGUGGCCGAUACAUUACAAAAUUACCAUGAUGCACAAGGCACAAACUUUGUUAUCUUACACUUACAUAAAGGCGACUCAGUAUGGGUGAGCACGUUUAUGGUAUCGGAUGUCACCAUCUAUGGUUCUCAAAAGUUGACUACAUUCUCCGGUGUAUUGUUAUAUGAGUACUGAGGUAUACAUGUAGCUCAAAGUUUUUAUUUAUCACCGGCGCUAAAUAAACCAUAAAAUACU
Ruditapes philippinarum (Manila clam) is the source of this 537-nucleotide messenger RNA. RefSeq names its product heavy metal-binding protein HIP-like. Lineage: Eukaryota; Metazoa; Mollusca; Bivalvia; Venerida; Veneridae. The record is from RefSeq and is a predicted model, not a curated record. Gene Ontology annotation, molecular function: protein binding. Bases 16 to 477 code for a protein of 153 amino acids. The transcript is spliced from 2 exons.